This is a messenger RNA of Plasmodium fragile, 897 nucleotides long. RefSeq lists its product as uncharacterized. Gene Ontology annotation, biological process: mRNA 3'-end processing by stem-loop binding and cleavage; mRNA transport. The transcript has a single exon. Lineage: Eukaryota; Apicomplexa; Aconoidasida; Haemosporida; Plasmodiidae. The coding region runs from base 1 to 897 and encodes 298 amino acids. Gene Ontology annotation, molecular function: histone pre-mRNA stem-loop binding; mRNA binding. Gene Ontology annotation, cellular component: histone pre-mRNA 3'end processing complex; cytoplasm. The record is from RefSeq and is a predicted model, not a curated record.
AUGCAGGGCAAGGCAGGCUUCCAGAGAAACAAACCGCGGGGGGUUAAGAACGAACUGAGUCAGGCACAAAUUAACCAAAGAAUUAAAAACAUCAAUUUGACCAAGCGGCUAAUAUCUUAUGAGAGGUACAUCAGUGCUGUUCCAAAAGAAGAGAGAAGGGAAGAUAUGAAAAAUGAUUGGCACCCGGAGACUCCGCGCAUUAACAGGAAUCUGAGCUUGUCACAAUGGAAUAAAGAAAUGAAAAAAUGGAGGAAGCAGGUACACGCCUGGGGCAACAUGUCUGAGGAGGUCCACAGGUACAUCUGUAAUUUGCCCGCUCUGGAGAAGUAUAAUUAUUUAUCCAAGUUAAAAUUGCCUGAACUGAGUCAGGUUGAAAUAGCAAAUGUGAAAAAGAAAAAUGAAGAAAUUGCAAGUAGGACGUUGAAGAAUGUUGUGCAGGCGGGAGAUGACCUCGUUGAUGAGGGCAACUAUGGUAGUGAUGGUAGGGGGCACCCACUAACCCCCGACCGCAUACUCGAUAAGCCGCUUUUUUUUUUGCCUCACAAUUUCAAUGGCACCAUAUUGAACAACAAAUUUGUUGUUAUUAAACGGGAUGCCUUAGAGGACUCCCUACACGCGUUGAGGAGAAAUUAUGAGGGAAAAUAUCGGCCUCUGUAUGAAAAGUAUUGUGCAUUAUAUGUAACACCCAUGGGUAGAGACAGCAACAAGGAAGAGAAAUCCCAAGUGGACGACAUUACUGUUUUUGGCAAGAGGGGGACAGAUGUAUCGCCUAAUGAUGUGAUGAGGACGUACAUGGAGCAACAGAAGGGGGAGGCCUGCCAGUACCUUCAUCCAGUUUAUGUAAAGUAUAAGACUAAGAGUGGAUACGCAAGGGAUAAAAUGAAAAGAAGGUUUUAA